AUGGGAGCUGUUGGAAAAACAAAGGAUAAUUUGAGAUCUCGACGCGACCUUGAGGCUAUGGGAAUUAAAAAGCAGUACCUUGUGAAGGAGAGGGAAGAUGGUACUAAAUACUUUGAGCCUGCUGAUUUUGAGAUGAAAAAUGAUGGGAAAGAUAAGUUCCUCUUAGCCUUAUCUCAGUUAAGAAUGCCGGAUGGUUCUGCUUCUAAUAUUGCAAGGCGGGUAUGUUUGAAGGGUCGUACGAUUGGAGGUCUUAAAAGCCAUGAUAAUCGUACCCUUCUACAACAAUUAAUUCCCUUAUGUAUACGAAGUUCCUUACCGAAGAAUGUGGUUGAAGGGUUGAAUGAUCUCGGCAAGUUUUUCAAAGUGUUGUGCUCCAAACUAAAUUGUGUAGCAGAUUUGGAGGAGGCACGUUCUCGCAUUAUUGUGACCCUCUAUGAUCUGGAGAAGAUAUUUCCACCAUCAUUUUUUGAUGUAAUGGAGCACUUUCCUAUACAUCUAGCUGAAGAAGCAUUAAUUGCUGGUGCCGUGGAAUUUCAGUGGAUGUACCCCAUUGAAAGGUACUUGCUCAUAUUGAAGCAAUAUGUACGACAAAGGGCACAUCCUAAAGCAUCAAUAGCUAAUGGGUAUUUGAUGGAAGAAUGCAUGAACUUCUGCUCCCAAUACCUUAAAGAUAUGAGUUGUAAGUCAAACAGACUGUUAAGAAGGAAGAAUGACGAGGAUAACUCCAAGAAAGGGAAGACUUUUUUGCUCUCAGAUGUUACUCGUACACAAAUUCAUAGAUGGGUCUUGUUUCAUACCGAUGCAGUCACACCAUAUCUCAAGGAGCCAAUGUCUACCAUUAAAAAUCAAUAUCCUAAUGCCAAUGAUGUUGAUGUUGCACGUAUUCAUUUUGAUGAGUUUGCAGACUGGUUUAAGACACAUAAUGACCAGGUUAGGGAUGAACCAUUCAUCUUAGAAUCUCAAGCACAUCAGGUGUGGUAUAUCGCAGAUCCUUUAGGAGAAGGUUGGCUAAAUGUCAACGAAGUAGAGUCUAAGGACUUCUCUCAUGUGCAAUUUGACACGAGUGUUGAAAUGGAGUCAGUGGUGACUACGUUCGGGAAGAAAAGGAAGGUUGGCAGACCACGCCACAUGUCUGAAUUCUUGAGUCCUAGCGGUUCUGCAUCAAGCCACAAUGGUUCCUCAUCAUCACAGUUAUCCUACACGUCUCUUCGUCCACCUUUGAUACCGCCAACCCCAUUGCCUUCUCCUCCCCAACGUACUCCUCCCUCUACAUUACCUCUUCCAGCCCUAGAUGCUCAGCCACAACCUACUAGCAAUACUGUCAGUAGAGGUCAUAAUAAAUGCAUUCUAGAGUGGAAUACUGGAGAGAAGGUCAACAUUAUAUUUGAUUCUAAAUUCCAACCUGUUAGAGAAAGAGCUACACAAUUGAAGUCACAAUUGGGCAAAAUUGUGCGUGAUGGCAGGAGGAUUCCAUUGACAAUUAUGGACUGGAAAUAUGUUGAUGAUAAAGUCAAAGAGGGAAUUUGGAAUGAGGUUAAGGUUGAAUUUUCAGAAGUGGAGGAACCAGAUGAAAUUCUGCAUGUCCAUGAACUAGUAUAUGGAUCUUUGCUUCUUUUGAGCUUUCAUGAUAACAUGUUGAACUUGCAUAAUAAGUGA
This is a messenger RNA of Fragaria vesca subsp. vesca, 1656 nucleotides long. RefSeq lists its product as uncharacterized. The record is from RefSeq and is a predicted model, not a curated record. Bases 1 to 1656 code for a protein of 551 amino acids. The transcript has 6 exons. Lineage: Eukaryota; Viridiplantae; Streptophyta; Magnoliopsida; Rosales; Rosaceae.